This is a messenger RNA of Pocillopora meandrina, 444 nucleotides long. The record is from the annotation of a GenBank genome assembly. NCBI's taxonomy places the organism in Eukaryota, Metazoa, Cnidaria, Anthozoa, Scleractinia, Pocilloporidae.
AUGCCUAACGCCUUGAACCAUGGAUCGAGGGCAAGUGGAGCCGGAAGCGUGAAAAGUUUUUGAUUGAGAGUAGUUAAGUUGGCCGGUGCUGGACACGGGACGCUGUCAUGAACAGAGGUAAACACCUGUGCAACUGAUGCGCCGCAAUAACGAAGUUAAAAAGUAAUAUUUCCCCCCCGUACAUCAAUGGGAUAAUAUACGACAACACUCAAUCCUCCUGUAAUAAAUUUUCCGGUAAAUGUAUUCAGAGAGCUAUUACCUUCGACUUCUUUGAAGUUACUGGUAAGUUUUUACCAGACCCCGUCCUUAGCGCCCUGUGAGAGAUGGAUAUCUAUAUACAGGAUUGUCGGGGAAAAUAUCACUCGUGAGAUCAGAUCAUGCUAUGAGUGUGGUGUCUUGGAGAAUAAAUUAACUGGUAGAGCAAUAACAUCAUGUAAAAGAUGA